Molecule: messenger RNA, 4122 nt
Organism: Meloidogyne enterolobii
Lineage: Eukaryota; Metazoa; Nematoda; Chromadorea; Rhabditida; Meloidogynidae
Source: the annotation of a GenBank genome assembly
UUCAUUUAACAUCAAUUUCUCUCAAAUUAGAUGUGGCAAAUUGUAUUUCUGAAGCUCUUUCACUUUCAAAAGAGGAACAAAAUUUCUUAUUAAAUAUUAGACAUCCUAAAUUGGUUGUUAACAAUGAAAAUUUCACAAUCUUCAAAUUUUGUUCUUACACGUGAUGCUACAUGUUUACUUGAACGUUUGGCUGCUUCAAUAAUCCAAACUCCGCCUGAGCCAAUUCUUUUAACGGGUGAAACUGGAGUUGGGAAAACUAGUUCAAUUCAAUAUUUAUCUCAUUUACUUCGUGUUCCUUUACGUGUUGUUAAUUUAAGUCAGGAAUCGGAGUCUACUGAUCUUUUGGGAGGUUAUAAACCAACAUCGCCAUUAAAUAUUCUUCGACCUUUGGCUGAUGAAUAUUUUCGUUUGUUUAAAAUUUCAUUUGAUUUGGAGAAAAAUUCCAAGUUUUUGAAUAACGUCAAUAAAUGUUUUAACUCUCAACGUUUUGGUGAUUUUCUUCAACUUAUUUUGAAGUCGAGCACUAGAAUUUGUCGUAAAUUACCUGAUGCCCGUAAUGAGUGGAUGAAAUUGGCAAAGAAGACUUCUCGAAUGAUUAAAUACUUUGCUGAUAAAGAUGAUGGUGAAAGUUGGCGUCGAAGAAUGUUUUUUGCUUAUGUCAAAGGUGUAGUCACUGAAGCAAUCGAGCAAGGACAAUGGCUUUUAGUGGACGAAAUAAAUCUGGCAUCUGCUGAAUGUUUGGAUGUUAUUUUGCUCGAGUUAUCAACUGAUGUACAUAAGAACUUUCGUCUUUUUGCUUGUAUGAAUCACGCAACAGAUAUAGGAAAACGUUUAUUACCAAGCGGAAUUCGCGCAAAAUUCACUGAAAUUUUUGUCUCUGAAAUUGUGGAUGUGGAUCAAUUACAUAUUCUUAUUCGAGGUCAUCUUCCUUCGCUUCCAAAAAAUUUGAUUGAUGGAACACUGAAUUUUUACAAAGAAAUAAUUGCUUCAUUUCCUCUUAAAUUCAGUUUACGUAAUCUAAGCCGUGCACUUUCAAUGGUCGGUGACAAUUAUUCUAACAAUGGUCAGCUUACCUCAAUUUUGAGUGCUUGCCGUCUUUCAUUUUCUAGUCAACUUGGUGUAAAUCAGCGAAUUAUGAUGUCUAACAUUCUUGCUAAAUCAUUUGGUUUAUCUUCUCUUCAAUUUCCAGCACCAAAAGCUGACCAAAUUGAUGACUCCAAAUUUAUAUUAAUCGAAGGUUUUCCGAUUCCUCGAGGCUCUGAACCAAUUACUAACGACGGUAUUUAUGUUUUCACUCCAUCAGUCAGAGAGAAUAUAAAAUUAUUGGCUAAUGUUGUUUCUACCCGAAAAUAUCCUAUCCUUCUUGAAGGAGAGACUUCUGCUGGAAAAACUUCCAUGGUUAUUCAACUUGCCAAAAUGAGCGGUAAUUGUGUCUAUCGAAUUAACAACCAUGAACAUUCUGAUAUCCAGGAAUAUAUUGGCACUUACGCUCCUGAUAUGGAUGGAAGGCUUGUUUUUACUGAGGGCCUUCUUUUAAAAGCCCUUAAAUUUGGCCACUGGAUAAUUCUCGACGAGUUAAAUUUGGCUCCUAGUUCUGUACUUGAAGCAUUGAAUAGGCUUCUUGACGACAACCGUGAACUUUUUGUCCCUGAACUUAAUUACACCAUCAAGGCUUAUCCUAACUUCCAAUUAUUUGCUACUCAGAAUCCUUUUGGUGCUUAUUCUGGUCGUAAACACCUUUCUCGUGCAUUUCUAAACAGAUUUAUGGUGAUUCAAUGUGAUCUAAUUCCGCUCUCUGAACUUCCUCAAAUUGUUCAACAUCGUUGUGGCAUAGCACCUAAACAGGCAAAAUUGGCUGUCGACGUUUUAUAUGAACUGCGUAAUCGAAGAGCCAUCUCUAAAAUAUUCUCUUCAUCAGAUGGCUUAAUGACUUUGAGAGACCUUUUCCGUUGGGCUAAUAGGCUUGCCUCUCAGAAACAAGUCGAUGAUUGGCGACAGUCAAUGGCCGAUCAUGGAUAUUUUGUACUUGGUACUCGCUGUCGCACACCUCAUGACGAACGAGAAGUUAUAAAUGUAUUGGAACAAAAAUUGCAACGCAAAAUCAACGUCGAUCUUCUUUUUGGUCAAAACUCUCCAUUUAUGCCUAAUAUUGUCAUCCCUCAACAAAUAGUGUUAACUGCACAAUUACGUCGAACACUUAUCCUUUGCUCAGAGGCUUGGAAAUGUAAUGAACCUGUUCUACUUGUUGGUGAUACAGGUUGUGGCAAGACGUCUGCUGUUCAUCUUUUUGGUGAUCUUCUUUCAAUAAACUGCCAUGAGCGAACAGAUGCUUCAGAUCUUCUCGGAAGUGUUCGUCCACUUCAUGAUUCAAAAAUUGGCCCAACUUUCCAAUGGAAAGAUGGUAUUGUUGUGCAGGCGAUGCGUCGCGGUCAACGUGUACUAAUUGAUGAGAUCUCGCUUGCUUCUGAUUCUGUUCUUGAAAGGCUUAAUUCAUUACUUGAAUCGGAACGUACAAUUUUACUAACAAAUCCUGCUUCGUCUACUUCUGGAGAUUCUAAUUCAAUUGAGCAAUUGGUUAGGGCGAAUUGUGGUUUUCAGCUCGUAGCAACAAUGAAUCCUGGGAAUGAUUAUGGAAAGAGAGAGCUUUCAAAAGCAUUACGCAAUCGAUUUACAGAAAUCUGGUGUCCAAACAAUUAUUACAGAGAAGAUGCAUUAGAAAUACUUCGCCGGCGGUUACAAUGUGAUUCAUCUGCAAAAUUGACUAUUGAAUUAAUGGAUAAGAUUGCAAGUGUUUUUAUAGACUUCACUGAAUUUUUUACCAAUCAGCUUGCUGAAAUCAUAAAAUUUUCUCCUUCAUUACGAGACUUGGUUGGAUUGGCGGAGCUAUUCAUGGAAAUGCUGAAUACGAUUGCUUCAGAUGUUAAUUUAAAUACGCUUGUCAAAUUACUUUAUCAUUCCAUUGAGGCAACUUUCUUAGAUGCCUUAGGAGUUAUGCCCCAGCUUGUGCAAAAAUAUGGUUUUAUUUGUGAAAAUGUUCUACCUCAUUUGGGAUGUGACGAUAUUAUUGUAAACGAUUAUGGCCUCUCAAUUGGACCUUUCUUCAUUAAAUGUUCCGACGAAAGUGUUGAAGCUUGCAAAUUUCCUAAAGGAUAUUCGAUAAAUUCUCCAAGCACUUGUAAAAAUAUACUCCGGAUUGCUCGUGCGUUGGCGUCAAAUAAGCCAAUAAUGUUGGAGGGUAGUCCUGGCUCUGGUAAAUCAAGUUUAGUGAUGGCAUUAGCUGCAGCAACUGGUCAUAAAUUAAUUAGACUUAAUCUUUCUGAACAGACGGAUGUUUACGACUUAUUUGGAACAGACGUUCCAGUUGCUCAAUCUAAUGGAAAAUCUGCCACGUUCGCUUGGCGCGACGGUCCAGUUCUUAAAGCUAUCAAAGAAGGAAGUUGGAUUUUAUUGGAUGAGAUGAACCUGGCUUCUCAGUCUGUUCUUGAAGGCCUCAAUUCUUGUUUUGAUUUUCGGAAGAAUAUUUACAUUAGCGAAUUGGAUCGUACUUUUGAUGUUGAUGCUCGUAAAUGUCGCUUUUUUGCUUGUCAAAACCCGCAUAGUCAAGGUGGUGAUCGGAGGGCGUUGCCAAAAUCAUUUGUUAACCGAUUUAUUUCAAUUUUCAUUGAAGAAAUGACUGACGACGAUUUUAUUUUUAUUUUGACUGAAUAUUCUAAAACAAUCCAUAAUGGAAAUUUAUAUCUUUCUAAUGAACUUAUUGCAAAAAUUAUUUUAAUUAACAAACUCUUCAAAGAAGCCAAUACUCUUGUGAAAAAUAGCUUUGAAUUCAAUUUACGAGAUUUAUUCCGAUUUUUGGAGGCAAUUGUUUUGUUUCGCGGGAAUGUAGACUUCAGUUUCGAUUUGGUUUAUUUAAGUCGUUUAAUAUCUAAAGAGGCUAAGCAAAAGGUUUGUUUGCUAAAUUUACCACUUUAUAUUGAAAAUUUAAUUAAUCUCAUUUCUGAAAUUCCUUAUCAAUUAAAAAUUUGUAAAAAUUCUAACAAUAAAACAUGGCAAGAUUGUAAGAUCUUUAAAGUUCUGAUGUUUUCGAGCUUUCUUUUUUCGUUUUUUUCUUCUCGCCUUCCUUAG